Messenger RNA from Aspergillus aculeatinus CBS 121060, 1370 nucleotides. RefSeq lists its product as uncharacterized. The record is from RefSeq and is a predicted model, not a curated record. The coding region runs from base 330 to 1268 and encodes 312 amino acids. The transcript is spliced from 2 exons. NCBI's taxonomy places the organism in Eukaryota, Fungi, Ascomycota, Eurotiomycetes, Eurotiales, Aspergillaceae.
UUUUAAAAUUAGAUAUUAAUAACCUUUACCCAUGAAAUAUCUCCCACAAAGAGAGGCCGUGAUAUAAAAAGGUGGGAAAAAAAUGAGAAGUCCUCCGUGUCAUUAGGGCUUCCCGUACAGGGAUACUGUACUUAUAAGCGCGCGCCACAAGGUCAAACCCCCUCGUGCAGGAGACAGCGCGUAAGUUUGGCCUCUCUCCAUAUAGAAAGGGCCACCCUUCUUCCUUCCGGUCUCACUUUCCUCUUCAACAUUCUUGCUCCCGUCUUUGUGCCUUGUCCCUACCUUGUUUCUUUGAUCUGCUACUUUUACAUAGUAUCCUACGCCCGAAAAUGGAUAAAGUAUGGUUCACCCUCCGCCAAACCGACUACCCCGCACCCCCGGAAAAAGCCCUACUCUCCGGCCACCACUUCGGGGGCAACAUGACCGCGUCCAGCCCCGGAAAUGCACCUUCGAUAACCCUGGGCCACAUCAUCCCCUCCCUCCAGCACCUUGACAACCCCAUCAACGCCCACAACCUCCUCCCUUUCCCGAUCCGCAUGCAAGUCUAUCGCACCACCACCACGAACUUCGUCUGGCAGACCACCGCCCACGACGACAGAUCCACUGCGCUUAAGCUGGCGGCGCCGAUCGCCGGCGCUGUCACCGGGACCGCUACCCCGGGGCUGAAAUUCAAUCUCGCAUUUAAGCAAACUGUGGCGAGGCAUGAAGAGUAUGCGCAGUUGGAUACGUACAUUGUGACGCCGACAAGGGGCUACAUCCAGGAUUGCUUGGAUGCGCUUGAGGAGGGGGAGGAGUUUCGGGGAAAGGUGGUGAAUGGGAAGAGAUUGAGGGCGUGGACUUUGUUUAUGGUGACCGGGCUAAAGAUUGCGAGGUGCGCAAGCAGCCACGGAGGAGAAGGAGGGGGAAAGAGGGAGGUGAGUGAGGAGGAGGGCAGAAGUUGGGGUGGGGGACCGGAUGUGGACGUUACGGGACUCGCGACCGUGACUGCUACUCUCGAUCUUGCGCGUGAGGACACCAGUACGAUCAAAGGGGCGCAUCAGUCGGACUUCGUGUGGGCGGUGCGAUUGGCAAAGAUCCAUAAGGGGUGGCUUGCGAGAGACUGGUCGCUGGAUCCAUACACUACAGGGGCUACGUUUGGAGUGGAGAAAGAAGAAGACGAGGAUCUGGAUGUUGAGAAAGUCCUUAUGGGAGAGGGACUGAGUCGCUUUGAGAUUGUCACUGGUGACGAGGCUGAUGAGGCCCUAAUGGUGGUUUUAGACGAUGCGUAGAAACAUCAUCCUUUUCCUUAUUAUAGAAGUUUGUCAUCUGCAUAUAUACCUCGAGCUCAAUGUUACAAAGACGAGUGGUGGAACAGAAUACUGUCAUCUGCU